This is a messenger RNA of Vicia faba (fava bean), 387 nucleotides long. The record is from the annotation of a GenBank genome assembly. Lineage: Eukaryota; Viridiplantae; Streptophyta; Magnoliopsida; Fabales; Fabaceae.
AUGCAUAUUUUUUUAGGAUCAAGUUUAGGAUCAAGUUUGUUCUGUAUAUGUAUAUUCUCAGCAUAUUGCUUUGAUUUAUAUAUCAGUGUUAGUAGGUUUUACCUAUUCCUCUUUGUUUACCAAAUAGUACCUAUUACACUAUUUUUUAUGCUCCCAACCUUGUGCCUAUUUCUCAAUUUACAAUAUCAAGCAUUCAGGACACAUAAACUUUACUCUAUAAAGGAUUCUGACAGAUACAUCAUUUUUGGUAUUCUAUUAAUUUCCAAUCGUAAUAGUUUCUACUUAUCAUAUUGUCCUAAUGGCAGCUGGAACAAAUAUAUAAUAGGAUCCCAAAGACAAAAACGGUUUGGCGUACAUGAUUGUCCGUUGAUGAUGUUUGAUAUAUAA